This is a messenger RNA of Cyprinodon variegatus (sheepshead minnow), 3625 nucleotides long. It is a transcript of the gene bmp7b, whose product is annotated as bone morphogenetic protein 7. Gene Ontology annotation, cellular component: extracellular region. Gene Ontology annotation, molecular function: growth factor activity; cytokine activity. The transcript has 7 exons. Lineage: Eukaryota; Metazoa; Chordata; Actinopteri; Cyprinodontiformes; Cyprinodontidae. The record is from RefSeq and is a predicted model, not a curated record. The coding region runs from base 322 to 1605 and encodes 427 amino acids. Gene Ontology annotation, biological process: SMAD protein signal transduction.
CUUGUUCACUGAAAUGCAUGCUCUUGCUGCCUCCUCUCCGCAAUUGCAAGCUGUAUCGAAGUUGGCAAUUUUUGAUCGCACGCUUUUGAAUGAGGAGGGAAGCGCAGGCGGAUUCAGUCUAUCCAACAAAUAACGAUUAAUUUAAGGACUUUGCGUUGAGUUGAUGCACCAGUUACAAGUGUUUAACCCUCAACAUGAGGACCUUGGAGUGACUUUUGGAUAUUGAUAAAAAAAAAAAAAGCUGCCUUGCUGUUGAGAUUUCUACAUCUAUUUCUCGAUCCCGGUGAAGCAAUAUUGGCGCAUUUACGCACGGAGAGCGCAAUGGCACAUAUUCUGGAGAGAGGUGCACCCGUUCUGCUUUUGCUCUGCAGCUACUGCGUCCUGGCAGAUGCAACUUUUGCGAACUUUACUUUGGAUAACGAGUUUCACUCUAGUUUUAUCCACCGCCGGCUGAAGAGUCAGGAGCGCAAGGAGAUGCAGCGGGAGAUCCUGUCGAUCUUGGGGCUGCCGCACCGGCCGCGUCCUCACCUCUACGGGAAACAUAACGCUGCCCCGAUGUUCAUGCUGGACCUGUACAACGCCAUGUCCACGGAUGGGGAAGAGACUAGAUACUCUUACCCUUACAAACCCAUCUUCACCACUCAGGGCCCGCCGAUAGCCAGUCUGCAAGACAACAACUUCUUGAAUGACGCUGACAUGGUCAUGAGCUUUGUGAAUUUAGUGGAGCACGAUAAGGAAUUCCUUCCAGUGCGGCGGCAUCAUCGAGAGUUCAGAUUCGAUCUGUCACGUAUCCCAGAAGGUGAAGCCGUCACCGCUGCUGAGUUUCGUAUUUACAAAGACUUCAUCCAUGAAAGUUAUGAUAAUGAGACCUUCAAGAUCAGCGUCUACCAGGUGUUAGAGGAACAUUCGGACAGGGAAUCAGAUCUCUUUCUUCUGGACUCAAGGGUGAUCUGGGCAGCAGAAGAGGGCUGGUUGGUGUUUGACAUUACGGCAACUAGUAACCACUGGGUUCUGAACCCUGGCAGAAACCUCGGUCUGCAGCUGGCCUUAGAGACCUCAAAGGGAGAGAGUAUUAAUCCUCGUUUGGGUGGGCUGAUUGGUCGCACUGGACCUCAGAACAAACAGCCCUUCAUGGUGGCCUUCUUCAAAGCGACGGAAGUGCACUUUCGAAGCAUCCGUUCAGCUUCAGGAGGGGGCAAACAACGCAACCCCAACAGAUCCAAAGGCUCCAGGAACCAAGAAGCACUUAGAGUUGCCAAUGUUGCAGAAAAUAGCAGCACUGAUCAGAAGCAGGCGUGCAAGAAGCAUGAGCUCUACGUCAGUUUCCGUGACCUAGGAUGGCAGGACUGGAUCAUUGCUCCUGAAGGAUAUGCUGCAUAUUACUGUGAAGGAGAGUGUGCCUUCCCACUCAACUCCUAUAUGAAUGCCACAAACCAUGCUAUUGUGCAAACACUUGUUCAUUUUGUUAAUCCUGAAUCGGUUCCCAAACCCUGCUGCGCACCGACACAGCUCCACGCCAUCUCUGUGCUCUACUUUGAUGACAGCUCAAAUGUGAUCCUCAAGAAGUAUCGCAGCAUGGUAGUGAGAGCUUGCGGCUGCCUCUGAGCCAUCAGCCUCUUCACAGGGAAGCCCACAUACGCACACAAUGACAGAAUGGACGGUAAACUCGAUUAAAAUGCUGUAGAUGGAUAAGAGAGAAAAGUCUGCAUUUAAUCAUGACAUAUCAUUGUAAGGACAAACCAGAUUUUUAGCCCGUUUAAAGGUACAGCUCAUCUGUAUUUUUGUUUUAAAGAAAUAAAUUUUUAGCCGCAAAUGUGAAACCCAUUUAUAAAAAAACAAAAUGGGGCCAAAUACUUGUAAGCUAUUUGCAAAUUUGAAAAGAACAAAAACCUAAAUAUGAUUAAGGAUGUUUAUUCAACUUUUUCAUUUAACAGAGAAAAGGGAAUUAAUAAUAAACAAAACUUGAAAAAAAAAGAAUGACAAAUAUUCCUAUUCAUAAUGUCCAAUUUGUUGAGCGGAUUUCAGAAUAAAUGCAUUUACUAAUGAAAAUCCAAGUUAUUCCACCAAUUAAUGUUCAACCCUUUUGUAAAGAUAGAGAUCCUUCCUACUCUUACUAUAGCAUCCUUUUUCAUCAUAUAAUUUUCCCUUUUUAUUUAGGAUUAUAUUAAGAUUAAGAUUUGGAUCAUUAGCUUGCUGUGUGAUGGAAAUGAGAUUCCGCCGCUCCUACCGAAGAUUUGGUGACUAACCAAAGUUUCACUUUGCACUGAUGAACUAAAUGUAGAGAUACAAUCACCUUUACCACAACAUCUCUCCCUCCCUCUGUCUCUGAUUUUGUUGCGUGUCGUUUUCUGUAAUUUUCUUUUUUCAGAGUUUCUGAAUAUUUCCAUUCUGCAAAACUACUACCAUUUCCUUUCCCACUGAGGUUGGAUGAUUCAUCCCUGAGAAUUGUUGUCAGAUUAUCAUACGUGAUCAAUGACAGCUGCUUAAGCCUGAACCUCUUCAAGACUUAAGUGGUAUGAUAAUCAUGAGUAAAAGGACCGUGUUUUAAAAGUAUUUGCACAAAUCAUUUUAAAUAAAAGUAUAAUAUGAUCUAAUUACUUAUACUUAUAAGAGGAAAAGCAAGUAUUCCUGCUGCUGUAAAAGGAUGUAACAUGCUGAUCAUUAUAGUUAUGUAAUCUCUAACAUCUAAUGUACAUAGCUGGGCAAAAUUUAAGAUAAGUUUGUUACGAUGAAAAAUACCUUCAUUUUCCCACAGAGGAAAUAUAAAGAAAACACUUAAGUGCUUAUUAUAUGAAAUAUUUUGUUUUUUGUUUUUUUUUGUCUUUUUGCUCUUAAGACAGUAAAUAUGAGUGUUAGACGGAGCUCCUCUAGUUUCAACAAUAUGACUGUGUUUUGUUUUUGCUCUUUUUAUAAUCAGAAACAUUUCCUACGACACAGAUUUAUCUUUUUAAGCUAUCUUGUACAUGAGGGAAAGGAUUGGCAGCCUUCUCUCAGCCAGCUCACAGGCAGUGUGCAGAACUGCCUUUUCUUUAGCUGCUAACAUCUGAAACUUUUAAAGGCAGUAUAUUUGUAAUUUGUAUAGCUCUGCAGUUCUAUUUUUAUAUGCUCUACCGCUUCUCCCAUCAUUACUUUUUUUAUUGACACAAAGGCUCUCACUGAUUUACCUGCUCAGGUGAAGAAGGUCUCUUUAAAUGAGCUGCAGGAUGCAGAACAAAUAAAUGUUCUUGUUUGUGAUACUGCAAACUAAACACAAAUGAAAACAGAAGGUUUGCAUCUGCUUUUUUGUCAUGUUUGCUGUCAGUUCGGAGACAGCCGACUUUCAUGCUAUUCGAUUCAUCAGCAUAUUUCAACAAUGUGUGCAAAUAUUGUUUUAAAAAAUGUGCCGUUGGAUUUCAUUUAUGUCUAAUAAUUUACAAUUCUAUUCUUUAAACUUUACCUAUGGAAUGCAGUUUACUGGUUCAUUUUCACCUAAUCCUUUUAGAUGAUCAUCUUUGUAUUUUAGUGAUAUCUGUGUUAAAACAAAUGAAUACUAGUGACACCAUAUUCAAUUUUCACUUUAUUUGAUCGUGAUCAUUCCCCUGAUCUCUCACCAUACUGUAAAUGCACAAGACAUAUAAAGCAAAGA